AUAAGAGAAAGCUGUAAACUUUGACGCUGUGCGAGUUAUUACGAUAUUUUGUUUACAUUUCGACGCUAAUGGAGUCCAAGAAGCGCUACAUGAAGAAUGACCUACCGGAUUAUGAUAUUGGUGCAAUUGUGAGUGUGCCACACGAACGGCUCAAGAGUCAGAUAUUCAAGUACAUUGAAGAGAUUAAAGCAAAUGUAGAACCAAUAGAGAGAAACGGCAAAGAUGGUUUAUAUUUGGGCACCGCAGGCACAGCGUACAUGUUCUACCAUCUCAGCAAAAUUGCUGCCUUCACAGAUCAGAAGAGGCAAUUACUGCAAAGUGCUCUCGAAUACAUUCAACCUUCACUGAAGGUGUGUGCGGAGGAAGUGAACCUUUGUGAUGUGCCAGCCUUCAUGUUGGGCAACUGUGGGGUGUAUGCUGUUGCAUCGGCAAUCUAUGAUGCGCUCGGCAACGAGAAGGAAUGCGUAAAGUUUCGCCAACUAUACAACGACGCCGCUAGCAUAUGCAAGGAUAUGUUCUUCCUGCAGGCCGGCUCCGACGAGUUGUUCGUUGGGCGUGCGGGAUACAUCUGCGGUGCACUAUGGAUGGCGAAACAAACAGGCAGGCCCUUCAAAGCGGAUGACAUACACGACGUUUGCAAGGUCAUCAUCUCUUCGGGCCGCUAUUACUCCAACACAAUGCAAAGUCCCACCCCACUUAUGUAUGCCUACUACAACGUGGAGUACAUCGGGGCGGGACACGGCAUUUGCAGCAUCCUGCAAAUGCUACUAUCUGUGCCCGGAUACUUGCUAGCCAAUCCGAACGAUGCCAAGGACGUGCAGGUCACCACCAACUAUGUGGUGACGCUGCAAGACCACGAUGGCAACUUCCCCGCCUCCGCUACAGUGGGGGAUACGAGAGUCCAGGACAACGAGUUGGUGCAUUGGUGUCAUGGCGCCGGGGGCGUGGUGUAUCUGUUGGCGAAAGCGUUUUUGCUCUGGCAAGACGACAAAUACCUGAUCGCGUGCCGACGAGUGGCCGAGUUGAUCUGGCAAAAGGGGUUGCUGAAGAAAGGCCCUGGCUUGUGUCAUGGCAUCGCCGGAAACGGCUACGUCUUCCUGUUAAUGUACCGCCUUACAGAUGAGGAACUGUACCUGCAUAGAGCAAUACAAUUUUCAUCGUUUCUUGAAAAUCCGAGCUUUAAACAUAAUUCGCGCGUACCCGAUAAUCCGUACAGCUUAUUCGAAGGCACCGCUGGCACUGUAUGCUUUCUAGGAGAUUUGCUGGAACCCAAGCAAGCAGCGUUUCCUUUUUGCGACAUAUUUUAGUUUGUUCUAAACAAAGUAUUUUCCUAUUAGUGUAUUCGUAUGUACAUUUGAAAGUUUAAAUAAACCGCUCAAUUACGAAAUGUA
Messenger RNA from Dalotia coriaria, 1391 nucleotides. RefSeq names its product lanC-like protein 3 homolog. The record is from RefSeq and is a predicted model, not a curated record. Bases 69 to 1307 code for a protein of 412 amino acids. NCBI's taxonomy places the organism in Eukaryota, Metazoa, Arthropoda, Insecta, Coleoptera, Staphylinidae. The transcript has a single exon. Gene Ontology annotation, cellular component: plasma membrane. Gene Ontology annotation, biological process: peptide modification; carbohydrate metabolic process.